Dromiciops gliroides (monito del monte) is the source of this 776-nucleotide messenger RNA. RefSeq names its product eukaryotic translation initiation factor 4E binding protein 3 (gene EIF4EBP3). NCBI's taxonomy places the organism in Eukaryota, Metazoa, Chordata, Mammalia, Microbiotheria, Microbiotheriidae. Gene Ontology annotation, cellular component: cytoplasm. The record is from RefSeq and is a predicted model, not a curated record. Gene Ontology annotation, molecular function: eukaryotic initiation factor 4E binding. Gene Ontology annotation, biological process: negative regulation of translational initiation. Bases 5 to 433 code for a protein of 142 amino acids. The transcript has 3 exons.
UGGAAUGAGUAACUUGCUGGCCCCACCCCGAGUGGGUCGGGCCCCGGUGUUGUUGCCCGGGGCCGCACGUGGUUGGGACCCAGCCCGCCCUGGUAUCCGGGCUCAGUGUCCUGUUCGCCACCAGCUCGCCAUGUCUACCUCCACUAGCUGCCCGAUACCCGGGGGCCGGGACCGGCUGCCCGACUGCUACAGCACCACGCCCGGGGGCACGCUGUACGCCACCACCCCGGGAGGAACUAGAAUCAUCUAUGAUCGGAAAUUCCUGCUGGAAUGUAAGAACUCACCCAUUGCCCAAACACCACCUUGCUACCUCCCCCAGAUCCCUGGGGUCACUGUCCCACCACAGGUCCCACUGGCCAAGCUGGAGGAAUUAAAGGAGCAGAAAGAAACUGAAGAAAUCCCAGAUGAAGCACAAUUUGAAAUGGACAUCUGACCUGAAGUAAUUGACUGUUAAACAAGAAUUCUGCCCCAGCCCCUGUGUGCUACUGCCAAGUGGCUCUUCUUACUGCAAUAAGCAGGGCCUCAACUUCCCCACCCAAGAGAAAGGCUUGUUAUUUCCAGUGGCUCCUUCAGUUCUCAGAAGUGACUGAGCCUAAGAUGAGGGGGAGGGAAGAUUUGGAUUUGGGGCAUGGGUAGGAGAAGGUGCUAUUCUAUGAAUGGGGGCCAUGUGGAUUUGGAAGUUCCUCCAUGAGCCCUUAAUACCCACUUUUUUUCUACUGGGUUGUGGGAUUGGAUGCCGCCCCCUGUCAGUGCUUAAUAAACACGACGAAAGACUU